AUGGACAUCCCUCACGAUAUCGCGACAUGUCCUUUAUGCCCAUUCUCUGACGCCGAUGUCGAUUUCGUGGCCCAACACAUAGAACUAUGCCACCCAGAGACGGGCCCGGCCUUUGCAGAAGAAUCACAUCCCCUCUCGCCUGCCGGGGGUGAUGAGUCCGCCGAAAAGUACAUAGAGUGCCCUCACGGCUGCGGUGAGACGGUGACAACGGCCGAACUGUCGAUACACCUGGAUUUGCAUAUCGCAGAAGGGAUUGCUCUCGAGGACGGCGGUGUAUCCCAACCACAUAUCGACCCGUUCACAGAUGACUAUGACGCCGUGGACGAAGACGACCCACUCGACUUCCCAGAUUCUCGCAAGGGAAACAAACGAGGUGCAAAGCGUGACUUCCUGCGGGCAAACACCGCGAAACAGGGACGGCCACGAAGCCCUCCACAAGUCGUCGGAGCGGACGGUGUCCGACGACUCGGGCGUGCAGAACUGGGCCCCCAUGCCCAUGAAAAGAAGAUGCCUUCAUGGCUGAGAAAGAUGCUCGAGAAAGGAGGGCACAAGACCAGAGUUACCCAGAUCACACCCGAUGGUAGACUUGCCCGGCACGAACAAGUUGAGAACGAAACAGAACACCUGAUUCCCGUGCUGUCUCGACUAUGCGAACAGGACAAAUCCGUCCAGCGCGCAUUUCUAAGCAGCCCCAAAGUCCGCCAUAUCUGCAAGAUGCCGAGAGAGGGCGGGUUCUGCGGAUAUCGGAACAUCCAGAUGCUCAUUUCGUAUAUCAUCAAAACGAAGAGUCUGGGACAUGAGCGUUUUCCGGAGAGGGGGCCGACCAUUCUUGACCUGCAGGAUAUGAUUGAGCAAGCUUGGGAUAUGGGAUUUAACAGUACUGGAAGAUCUGAGACUGGAGGGAUUCGAGGGACUCGUAAAUUUAUUGGGACGCCUGAGGCACAAGCACUUCUACUCAGCCUUGGAAUCCAAUGCGAAGCGAGCAGUCUCACCGAGAGCAAGGACAUGCGCGCGUACGAUGCGCUUUACAUGGAUGUGGCAUCUUAUUACCGGUCUGCGUGUUCCCUUGAAGAUGAAGAGACCAAGGUAUUUACAACGGACCUACCACCCGUAUACUUCCAGCACCAAGGACAUUCCAUGACCAUUGUUGGGUUCGAGAUCCGAGACAAUGGCAGCGCCAACCUGCUGGUAUUUGAUCCGAUGUUCAAGACGUCACCGGCAAUGAACAAAAUCAUUGGCAAUUAUACCAAGCCAAACGACCCGGCUCGUUUGCUCAAGGCAUACCGACGAGGCACGGCAUACCUGCAGAAGUACAAACACUUCGAGUUGCUCAAGCUCAGUCCACCCAUUUGCAGCCCUUAG
Molecule: messenger RNA, 1362 nt
Organism: Penicillium lagena
Lineage: Eukaryota; Fungi; Ascomycota; Eurotiomycetes; Eurotiales; Aspergillaceae
Product: C78 family peptidase
Exons: 6
Coding region: 1-1362 (453 amino acids)
Source: RefSeq, a predicted model, not a curated record